Molecule: messenger RNA, 3738 nt
Organism: Microbotryum saponariae
Lineage: Eukaryota; Fungi; Basidiomycota; Microbotryomycetes; Microbotryales; Microbotryaceae
Source: the annotation of a GenBank genome assembly
AUGGACACGUCGUCAACCCUCGCGACGAGCGCCACCCCGACAAUUCCCGCCGAACAGCUUGCCGCACUUACAUCGCUGCUGUCGGGACUCACCGCUGCCGCUUCCGGCACUACCGCACCCGCCACGACAUCCGGCUCCAAUCGCAAUGCCUUCCCGAAGCAUGCGCGGUUGGACGGGCCGAAGACGUUCGCGAACUGGACACGCCAGCUUCGCCUGUGCCUAGCGGACGACAUCCGCUCCUACGUCCUCGACGGAAUCACCCCCGACGAUUGGACGCCUUCGCAACGCUCCGCCCGCGACGUCGUGGCACGCGAGAUCCUUGCAAACUCAAUCGACUCGGCCGAAGUCUCGGCAGUCCUCGACAAGAUCCCUACGGCCGACCUCACAGCGCCCAAGAUUUACUCGACGCUGAAAUCGCGAUACGCCCCUGAUGACGCCACUCGCACGCUCGAGCUCUUCUCGCGACUCUGGGGCUUCCGACCCAUGCCCGGAACGGUUGGCGAAUUUGACAGUUGGAUCAUGGACUUCAAGUCGGUCGCGCAAGAGAUCAUCGAUACGAAAACGACGAUCAACGACGUCCUUGCCACACUCCUCCUCGCGAUCGCCCACCCGUCACUCGAGAGCUUCAAGGCAACGUUCACCAACGAACAACGCACGCAACGAACUCUCCCUGACAUCGAUUCAGUGGCCGACCGUAUGCGAGUUCAACUCCGGUCAACGAACCUCUCCAACGAUCAAUCGGCCCUCCUUGCCUCGUCGUCGCCACGUUCUACCCGUACCAAGUGCCUCGCCUGUCGCAGCCCUUCUCACCGCGUCGCACAAUGCCCUACAAGGGCCCAGCAUCCACCGCCAGGCCCGUGUCGCUCCUGCAAGAAGAAGGACCACUGGUCUUUCGACUGCAAAAAGGCUCUUGAGGACGGGAAAACGCCCGACACCUCUGAUGCGCAACACCAUGUCGGAUGUCUCGCCACCGGUCUUCUCGCACAUCGUCGUCAGCUUCGCAACAACUCCUUCGUCGUCGACUCGGGUGCCACUUCGCACAUGGUCUCGGACAAGUCGCUGUUCACGGCCUAUCGCCACAUCGCUCCUACGAAGAUUGGUGGUAUUGCAGGGGGCAUCAACGCCGUCGGAACGGGAAACAUCGCCUUUGUUGCCGCCUCCGGUCACCCGAUCACGCUUACCGGCGUGUUGCACACCCCGGGCCUGUCUGUCAACCUCCUCUCGGUCUCUCGACUUUGCGACACCGACGAUGUCCGUGUCGCCUUCACGAAGCACGGCAUCCAUAUCGACAAGAACGGCAAUGCUAUCGCUGAAGGCGCAAGACUCGAGGAAGGGCUCUACUUGCUGGACGCUGAUCAUUCCAAAUGUCAGCAUCUCGCUCUCCUCUCUCGCUCACAGUCUUCCGUGCCCCUGCUGACCCUUCACCGCUGCCUCGGCCAUCUCGCACCGUCGUCCAUACAGAAGAUGGUUGCCGCUGGUUUGCUGGAAGGUCUCGGGGCCGGAUAUAGUGACGAAGAGGUAGAGAAGUUUGUCUGCAAUGCUUGCCUCAGUGCAAAGGGCCAUCGUCUUCCUUUUCCCGAUUCGGACUCGCACUCCUCAGAGAGACUCGGCCUCGUACACAGCGAUGUGCUUUCCUUUCCCGAGUCGUCCUUGACUGGCAAGCGUUACCUGGUCACGUUUCUUGACGACUUCUCGCGCAAACUGUGGGCAUACGCGAUCGGACACAAAAGCGAAGUCUUUGGCGUGUUCAAGACAUGGCUUGCCGAGGUCGAACUCGAGACGGAUGCAAAACUGAAGGUCCUCCGAACCGACAAUGGUGGCGAAUACUGUUCGAGAGCGUUCACGGAAUUCUGUAAGGCACGCGGCACACGUCGACAAUACUCUAUCCCUCGAACGCCUCAACAGAACGGUCGUGCCGAACGAGUCAAUCGUUCUAUCGUCGAAGGUGUCCUUGCCCUCCUUGCAGACGCCCACUUACCCAAAUCAUUCUGGGAGGAGGCAGCAGCUUAUUUCGUCUACUGCAAGAACCUGUGCGAACACUCGGCCCUGGACAAGGCAACACCGAACUUCGCCUGGCAGGGCGACCGCACCAACGCCUCGGCGCUUCACCCGUUCGGCUGCACGGCUUGGCUCACAGUCGCGCCUGAACUUCGCUCGAAACUCGACCCGAAAGCGGUUCGCGUUCUCUUCACCGGCUAUGACCUGGCUUCUAAAGCCUUCCGUUUCUACGACACGACGACCAAGAAGAUCAGUUUGGGCAGAAAUGCCAGGUUCCUCGACAACGAAUUUCCCGGGUUACGUAGCGACUCCACCGAGCAAGACGCCGACACGCACUUCGCCAGCGCUUGCCCGACCACCGAAUCCCAAGCCGUUGUCAAGACAUGGACCCCACUAGUAAGGUCGGCGCACAUGGACGUCUCAUCCUCUCUUGAUGACUCUGCCAUGAGCGCCGUUGACGUGGCCCCAGGGUACACUGGCGGAACCUUACUUAAUUCCACAGAUGCCGAAUCGUCCUCGUCACCGUCUCCUGAGCCGUCCUCGUCACCGUCGCCCGCAACUCCCUUGUCACCGUCGCCUGCGCUGUCACCGUCGUUGGCUGCGUCAUCGUCACCCUCGGCCUUACCGACCGACUCUGACUACUCCGCCGACCCUCUGGACCUCAUCGGCUCACAGACCCCGACUCGCCUCGGCCCACCGGACGUGCACCGCCCAGACUUCAGCACGUACCGUGAGCCCGCAUCGGCUGAGGAGUCGCCCGACGAACUCGACAUCAUUGGGCGCCACUCGCGCGAUGAAUCGCCGGACGAAAUCGAUUUCCUCACCCAACACCACCGCGCCUUCAUCGCCACCGACGACGACAACUCUGACACAGAAGCCAUUCAACCAGUCAAGUCCAUCACCAGCGACCCACAGACAUGGCGCGAGGCAAUGUCGAGUGACAAGCGCGAAGUGUGGGCCAAGGCCGCUACCGACGAGUUCAAUUCCAUGCGCGACGACUUCAAGGUCUUCACCAUCGAGGACCGAUCCACGGUACCAGCGGGUGCGACCAUCGUCACAUCCAAGUUCGUCUGGAAAACGAAACGGAAUGCACUCGGCGAAGUCACCGGCCACAAGGCACGGCUCGUGGCGCAGGGAAAUCGGCAACGCGACGGCAUCGACUUCAACGAAACCUUCGCACCAGUCGCACGCUUCUCCUCGAUACGCUCACUCCUCGCGCUGGCGGCCGCCAACGGCUUGCACGUGCACCAGGCGGACAUCGACAAAGCCUAUCUGCAUGGCGACCUUGACCAUGACAUCUGGAUGACGACACCGCGCGGCUUCGACCUUCCCACCGACAAGGUGCUUCGUCUGCGACGCUCCAUCUACGGACUCAAACAGGCUGGCCGAAUCUGGAAUCGACACAUCGACGCAUCGCUUCGAGAUCUCGGCUAUACGGCGACGGGCACCGACCACUGCGUGUACUCUCGGAUCGACGAUCGGCGACGCCCACACUACAUCGCGCUGACAGGCAACGUCGGAGGGGAUGACGAUGACUACACGCGAGAGACGAGGGAGAGAGCGAGAGAGCGCGCGAAAGCGCGAAGGAGCGAAAGGGGUGUCGACCGAGGCGGCGGCAGUCGACCGAGAGGCAACCGCGGAGGAUACGCGGCUGCAAGGCUCGCAGCAAGUCCAGUGUACCGAACUAUGGUAGCCAACGAGGUCGGACAGAAGAGGGAGGGCAAACGAUCCAAGAAAUAG